Molecule: messenger RNA, 4512 nt
Organism: Rhodotorula toruloides NP11
Lineage: Eukaryota; Fungi; Basidiomycota; Microbotryomycetes; Sporidiobolales; Sporidiobolaceae
Product: L-aminoadipate-semialdehyde dehydrogenase
Exons: 4
Coding region: 1-4512 (1503 amino acids)
Biological process (GO): L-lysine biosynthetic process
Molecular function (GO): L-aminoadipate-semialdehyde dehydrogenase [NAD(P)+] activity; phosphopantetheine binding
Source: RefSeq, a predicted model, not a curated record
AUGGCGGACUCUUCCCUCCUCCAGCGCUGGCUCGCCCGACUCAGCGACCUCCCCCAGCUCGCUCUGCCAACCGACUACCCACGCCCAUCAGGAGAGAAUGCCCUCUCGAUGGUCGAGGCGCGCGAGGUGCGCCAGCUGGACAACCGCACCGGAGCCAGUCUCCUCCGCCUCUCGCUCUACGACGAGCACGAGGGCGAGUCGGAUGACGAGAGCGACGCCGACGACGCAGACUCGCACUUGAACCGCAAGGGGAUUGAUGCGGCACUCGCGCAGGCGGCGGCGGGAGGCGGAGCAAAGACGCGGAGGGACAGGCAGCGGCCGACGGCGUUCCACAUCCUCCUCGCCGCAUUCGCAGUCCUCCUCCACCGCUACACGGGCGACACAGACAUCGUCAUCGCGACGUCGUCCCCGUCCUCGCCCGAACCCUUGCUCCUCCGCAUCAAGCUCGACCCGGCAGACUCGUUCUGGUCGCUCGUCAAGCGGGUCCAGUUCCUCGAGAACGAGGCAGAGGAGGACAAGAUCCCUUACGAGACUCUCCUCGAUGCCUUGCCCGGUUACGGCAAGGAGGCGCAGCGAGAAGGCGGACCGGCCCCGCCGCCCGUCUUUCGCGUCCGCUUCUUCGACCAGACCGACUCGCCCGACUCGAGCUUCGUCCAGCAGACGUCACUCACCUCGGACUUGACCGUCUUCGUCUCGACCACUCCGACGGACGAACCUUCGGCCGCCCAGACUCCCGGCUCGACAAGCGGCACCGCGACUCCCACCACUCCCUCCUCGCUCCGCACCAGCCUGACCUUUACUCCCCCGCGCAUCUCCCUCACACUGUCCUACAACUCGCUCGUCUUCUCCCAGCCCCGCAUCAGCCUCACAAUCGACCAACUCCUUCACGUCCUGCACCACGUCUCUGCGCACCCACAAGACGCGAUCGGCUCCUUCUCACUCCUCACGUCCAAACAGCGCCGGAUCUUGCCCGAUCCGAAGGCAGACCUCGAAUGGUGCGGAUACCGCGGCGCCAUCACGGACAUCUUCUCCAACAACGCGAGGCAGUUCCCCGACCGCGUUUGUAUCGUCGAGUCGAUUGCUUCGGACGAGGUGGGCGGGAAGAAUGGAGAGAGGAGGUUCACGUACCGCCAGAUUGACGAGGCGUCGAAUGUCCUUGCGCACCAUCUCGUCCAGAGCGGCGUCCAGCGCGAGGAAGUCGUCACGGUUUACUCGACUCGUGGAGUCGACCUCGUCGUCGCGGUAAUGGGUGUCCUCAAGGCCGGCGCGACCUUCUCCGUCAUCGAUCCCGCCUACCCUCCCGCCAGACAGACGAUCUACCUCCAAGUCGCCCAACCCCGCGCACUCGUCAUCCUCGCCGCAGCCGGCAGACUCCUCCCUCCCGUGCGGCAAUACGUCUCGGAGAAACUCUCGAUCCGAGUCGAAGUCCCCGCUCUCCAACUUACUUCCACCGGCCUCGUGCUUGGGUCUGUCGCCUCACCCGCGGAGGAGGAGAAGGACGUCUUCGCCCAUGUCCAGGCGCGCAAGAGCGAGCCGCUGGGCAUCCCGCUCGGACCGGACAGCGUGGGCACGCUGAGUUUCACGAGUGGGUCGACGGGGAUCCCCAAGGGCGUGCGCGGGAGGCACUUCUCCUUGACGCACUUUUUCCCUUGGAUGAGGGAGAGGUUUGGGUUGAGCGAGGAGAGCAGGUUCACGAUGUUGAGUGGGAUUGCGCACGAUCCGAUUCAGCGUGACAUCUUCACCCCGCUCUUCCUCGGCGCGAGCUUGUACAUCCCGACCGCCGAAGACAUCGGCACGCCCGGCCGCCUCGCCGAGUGGAUGGCCGACAACGCCGUCACGGUCACGCACCUCACGCCCGCAAUGGGCCAGCUCCUCUCGGCCCAAGCGACUCGGCUGAUCCCCUCCCUCCUGAACGCCUUCUUCGUCGGCGACAUCCUCACCAAGCGCGACUGCACCCGCCUGCAACAGCUCGCGCAAAAUUGCCGGAUCAUCAACAUGUUCGGCACGACCGAGACGCAGCGCGCGGUCUCGUACUUCCCCAUCCCGCCGCUCUCGGAGGACCCGAUCUUCCUCCGCACGAGGAAGGACAUCAUGCCCGCCGGUCAGGGCAUGAUCAACGUCCAGCUCCUCGUCGUCAACCGCGCGGACAAGAACCAGAUUUGCGCGGUAGGCGAGGUGGGAGAGAUCUAUGUCCGCUCGGGAGGACUCGCAGAGGGCUACCUCCAGCUCCCCGACGCGACGCGGGAGAAGUUCGUCGAGAACUGGUUCGGGCAGGGAGUCGAGCGGGAGGACUCGAUUCGCGGCUCGAACGAGCCGUGGAAGGAGUGGUGGCACGGCGUCAGGGACAGGAUGUACCGCACUGGCGAUUUGGGCCGGUACAACCCCGACGGGACCGUCGAGUGCACUGGCCGUGCUGACGACCAGAUCAAGAUCCGUGGGUUCCGUAUCGAGCUUGGCGAGAUCGACACCCACCUGUCCCGCCACCCUGCCGUACGCGAGAACGUCACGCUCGUCCGCAGAGACAAGUACGAGGAGAAGGUACUCGUGGCGUACUUCGUGCCGCUCGUCGGGUCGAAGGAGCUCGAGGGACUCGUCUCGGGCGACGAGGAUGAGGACGAAGCCGACAGCAAGCGCGAGGGGAACAAGGUCUCGCAGAACGAGGUCGCCAAGGGUUUGAGGCGCUACGGACGGCUCAUCAAGAACAUCCGCGAGUACCUCAAGACCAAGCUUCCUUCGUACUCGGUCCCGUCCGUCAUCGUCCCGCUCGCGCGCAUGCCGCUCAACCCGAACGGCAAGGUCGACAAGCCGGCGCUUCCCUUCCCCGACACGGUCGCUGCCGCCGCCUCGUCCGUCUCGGGCCCUUCGUCCGGCUCGUCGGCGCAGAAGCUCACCCCGACGGAAAAGACCAUCCACGACAUCUGGCUCAAGCUCUUGCCGUCCCCUCCCGCCGAGAUCCCCCUCGACGACUCGUUCUUCGACCUCGGUGGCCACUCAAUCCUGGCGACUCGGCUCAUCUUCGAGCUCCGCAAGUCACUCGUGCCCGGCGCGCCGCUCGGUCUCGUCUUUGAUUACCCGACCAUCCGCUCGCUCGCCAAGGAACUUGACUCGCUUCGCGACGCUGACCUCGGCCUCGGAGCCGGCUCGAACGCUGCGAGUGGCUCGGCUGCGAACGGCGCCGUCGACACCGAGUACUCGGACGAUGCUGAGGCGCUCACCAAGACUCUCCGCGCGUCGUACGAGAAGCCCCAACCCUCCGAGGGGAAGAAGAUUGUCUUCCUCACAGGUGCGACCGGCUUCCUCGGCGCCUUCAUCCUUCGCGACCUCCUCGCGCUCGACAGGCGCGGCGGACAAGUCGCUAAGGUCAUCUGCCACGUCCGUGCUGGGUCGAAGGAGAAGGCGAUGCAGCGGUUGCGGGAGAGUGGGGAGGGACGAGGAGCGUGGGAGGAGAAGUGGGUCGAGGAGGGAAGGCUCGAGGUCGUUGUUGGUGACCUCGAGGGCGAGAAGCUCGGCAUGAACGAGGAGGACUGGCAGCGCGUCGCACAGGAGGCGGACGUGAUCGUUCACAACGGUGCCAUCGUCCACUGGGUCUACCCCUACAAGCAGCUGCGCGCCGCCAACGUCCUCGCCACCCUCGCCGUCAUCGAGCUCGCCGCGACGUCCCGCCCGAAGGCGCUUUCGUUCGUCUCGACGACCGCCGCGAUCGAGAAGGCGCACUACGUCCGCCUCGCCGACAGUAUUGUCCAGGCUGGAGGCAAGGGUGUGCCCGAGUCUGACAGCCUCGACGCCGGCAAGGUCGGCCUCAAGGGCGGAUACGGCCAGUCGAAGUGGGUCUCGGAGCGCCUCGUCCUUGAGGCUGGCCGACGAGGACUCGCCGGCUCGAUCGUCCGCCCCGCCUACAUCGUCGGCGACUCGACGUCUGCCGUUACCAACACGGACGACUUCCUCUGGCGGCUCGUCAAGGGUUGCAUUCAGCUUGGCCACAUUCCCGACAUUCACAACACGAUCAACAUGGUCCCCGUCGACCACGUCGCCCGCAUCACCGCCUGCGCCGCCCUGCAGGACCCGUCGACGGAUCUCAAGGUCCACCACGUCACGGCGCGCCCGGCGCCCCGCUUCAACGGCUUCCUCGCUGCGCUCAAACUGUACGGCUACAACGUCGCGACGACCGAAUACCUUCCCUGGCGGACACUCCUCGAGCAGCACGUCCUGCGCGUCCAAGACAACGCCCUCUUCCCGCUGCUGCACUUCGUCCUCGACGACUUGCCGACGUCGACCAAGGCGGCGGAGCUCGACGACUCGAACACGGUUGCGCUCCUCAAGGGUGCCCAUCAGCCCGAGGCGGUCACGGUUGACGAUGCGCAGAUGGGGCGGUACCUCGCAUGGCUCAUCGCGGCUGACUUCCUCGAGCAGCCGCCGAGGAAGGGCGAGCAGGGAGUGAGGCCGCUGCCGCAGCUCGAGUUGCAGGCUGGCGGCGCACGGGCGAUCGGUCGCUCGAGUGCUGGUGUAGUCUAG